AGGGUCAGUACUAUGCGGAGGAGGUAGAGAAUCUGACAGCAGGACGGGAAGUGCGGCGGUCCAGCAGCCUUGUGUCUUUGGACCCCACGUUGGAGGAUGGUCUUCUGAGAGUAGGAGGUCGUUUAGGGCACGCGAUGGGCGUGGCCUAUGAAAGUAAACAUCCUUUGAUCAUUCCAAAUAAAGGGCGAAUUCCGGAAUUAAUCAUACGGGAUAUUCACGAGAGGGUUGGCCAUGCAGGUCGUCAAUGUGUCCUGGCGGAAUUGCGUAAGAGCUUUUGGCUAAUCAAAGCCAAUACGGCGGUUAGGAGAUGUCUCCACCAAUGCCUCCGCUGCCGCAGGCUUUUUCGUACUACGGAGACGCAAAAAAUGGCUGAUUUGCCUGCAGAUCGAAUACAGCAAAGUGAGCAGCCAUGGGUGAGUACCGGGGUAGAUUAUUUUGGACCAUUCUAUACCAAGAGAGGGCGUGGACAGGUCAAACGUUACGGUGUCAUUUUUACAUGCUUGGCCAUUCGCGCCGUCCACCUGGAAGUAGUCGAAAGUUUGUCGUCCGACUCUUUUAUAUGCGCCCUAAAGCGCUUCGCGGCCAGGCGGGGCUCACAAAUAAGAAUCAUGCGUUCUGACAACGGGACAAAUUUUGUGGGAGCGGAUCGGGAGCUGAAAAAAGAGCUCGAGUUUCUUGUUCAGCAUGAAGCCCAAAUUCGGAGAGACUUGAUAAAUCGAGGUAUUGAAUGGCGUUGGAACCCCCCUGGUGCCUCUCACUUCGGAGGCGCAUGGGAGCGAUUGAUUAGGAGUGUUCGUAAGAUACUGAGCGGUUUACUCAGGGAGCAAACAUUUACUGACGAAACACUAACCACAUUCCUUUGUGAAGUGGAAAGCAUUAUGAAUAAUCGACCCUUGGUACCAGUGACAAGUGACCCUCGAGACGACCUGCCGCUAACGCCCAAUCACUUGCUGCAUUUACGUUCUGUUUUGCUACCAGCCUCAAUGGUGACAGAUAUAGAUGCGUUUAGCAAAAAGAACUGGAAACGAGCAUCGUUCCUUGCAGAGCAGUUUUGGCGACGUUGGCGUGCGGAAUAUCUCCCAUUACUUCAGCCACGGGCCAAGUGGUCAAGGCUCCAGACAAAUUUGCAGGUAGGCGAUGUGGUGCUUAUUGUUGACAGUUCAGUUCCGCGGGGUGUGUGGCCUCUUGGCUUGAUAGAAGAGGUCAGAACAAGCACUGACUCGAGGGUACGAUCCGUCAAAAUCCGGUGUAAAGGUACCACGAUUUGGCGGCCUGUUCAAAAGCUAGUUAAAAUCACGGAAAGUUAAAAAUCUCUCAAUCUGAAUAAAUUUGAUCCCAUAGUAUCAAAUGGGCCGGGUGUUAAAGCCGAGUAUCUUUUUAUGUUGGCUGCAAAAUGGAUCUUAAUCUGUCGAGUUUUUCUUCUGUUGGCAGGUAUCUUAUGUUAACGGCACAUGUCUUAUAUAUGUUUCUAGCGUUUGUCUCGUGAGGUCAGAUUUAAUUUGCUGAUUCAAUUGUUGUUUCGUUGGCCAGAGAUUAUGUUAUUUUUCUAGGUUUUGGUAUCGCUUUUUUGUCAUUUUUAUGUUUUAUGCUUUUGCGUCCGUUUACAAAAUCACCAAAGGACAGUGAGCGGGUGAGCGGCGCGAAGCGGGACGAAUUGAACGAACUUGAACGAACGAACCUGAACGAACGAACCUGAACGAACGAACUUGAACGAACGAACCUGAACGAACGAACCUGAACGAACGAACUUGAACGAACGAACCUGUACGAACGAACUUUACGAACGCGCUUAUACGAACGCCAACGAAUGUUAAAUCGGCGGUGUCAAGUUCUUGCCGGUGGCUGCAGAACCUGAAACAAUCCAAAACCGUUUUUAAAUACAAUGAGUAUUGGAUCCUGAGGCUCCACCGGUAAAA
Amphibalanus amphitrite is the source of this 1916-nucleotide messenger RNA. RefSeq lists its product as uncharacterized. Gene Ontology annotation, molecular function: nucleic acid binding. The transcript has 2 exons. The coding region runs from base 135 to 1307 and encodes 390 amino acids. Lineage: Eukaryota; Metazoa; Arthropoda; Thecostraca; Balanomorpha; Balanidae. Gene Ontology annotation, biological process: DNA integration. The record is from RefSeq and is a predicted model, not a curated record.